Molecule: messenger RNA, 1388 nt
Organism: Calypte anna (Anna's hummingbird)
Lineage: Eukaryota; Metazoa; Chordata; Aves; Apodiformes; Trochilidae
Gene: HTR7
Product: 5-hydroxytryptamine receptor 7
Exons: 2
Coding region: 2-1279 (425 amino acids)
Biological process (GO): chemical synaptic transmission; vasoconstriction; smooth muscle contraction
Cellular component (GO): plasma membrane; dendrite
Molecular function (GO): neurotransmitter receptor activity; G protein-coupled serotonin receptor activity
Source: RefSeq, a predicted model, not a curated record
CAUGGUCCUCGCCCUCAACGGCAGUCACCUCUACGGUAACCUCCGGCCCUUGGUCCUGGAGGAGCCGCGGGAGCUGAGCGGCGGUGGGAUGAUCGCCGGCUCCUGGCCCCCGCGCAGCCUGGCAAAGCUCGGCCCGUCGUCCCCCCCGUCGGCACUGCCCACGGCGAGCCCCCUCCCCGCCAACGACUCCCAGUGCGGGGAGCAGAUCCUCAGCUACGGCAACGUGGAGAAAGUUGUCAUCGGCGCCGUCCUCUCCCUCAUCACCCUGCUGACCAUCGCCGGCAAUUGCCUGGUGGUCAUCUCCGUCUGCUUCGUGAAGAAGCUGCGGCAGCCCUCCAACUAUCUCAUCGUCUCGCUGGCCCUGGCUGACCUCUCGGUGGCCUUAGCCGUCAUGCCCUUCGUCAGCGUGACCGACCUCAUCGGCGGCGAGUGGAUCUUCGGGCGCUUCUUCUGCAACGUCUUCAUCGCCAUGGAUGUCAUGUGCUGCACGGCCUCCAUCAUGACUCUCUGCGUGAUAAGUAUCGACAGGUACCUGGGAAUAACAAGACCUCUUACGUAUCCUGUGAGGCAGAAUGGGAAGUGUAUGGCCAAAAUGAUCCUCUGCGUUUGGCUCUUAUCUGCCUCUAUCACUAUACCCCCGCUCUUUGGUUGGGCUCAAAACGUAAAUGAUGAAAAGGUUUGUUUGAUCAGUCAAGACUUUGGCUACACCAUCUACUCUACGGCUGUUGCAUUUUACAUUCCAAUGUCAGUGAUGCUUUUCAUGUACUAUCAGAUUUACAAGGCUGCCAAGAGGAGUGCUGCCAAACACAAGUUUGCAGGAUUUCCCCGUCUUGAAGAAAUGGAAGGGAUUUCUAUGAAUGGAGUAGUAAAACUGCACAAAGAAUCUGAAGAAUGCACUCAUUUUUCACGACUCCUAAAGCAUGACAGGAGAAACAUUUCCAUCUUUAAAAGAGAACAGAAAGCUGCCACUACACUUGGGAUUAUUGUUGGGGCUUUCACUGUCUGCUGGCUGCCCUUCUUCCUCCUCUCAACUGCCAGGCCCUUCAUCUGCGGUACAGCAUGCAGCUGUAUCCCACUGUGGGUUGAGAGAACAUCUCUAUGGUUGGGUUAUGCAAACUCUCUCAUUAAUCCUUUUAUAUAUGCCUUCUUCAAUCGGGACUUGAGGACAACUUAUCGCAACCUACUGCAAUGCAAAUACAGAAAUAUCAAUCGGAAGCUGUCAGCUGCAGGGAUGCAUGAGGCUCUGAAGCUUGCAGAAAAGCCAGAACUUGUUCUGUAAGGUCACUCAUUGUUUAGUGUGAUAAUUUAUUGUUUUGUCAUGUUAGGUUUUUGUCAACAAAUCUGAAAGAAGUGUUAAGGGAGGAAGCAGGCUUCUUGAGCACAGUUAA